AAUACAUAGCGCGUAAAAAUUGUUUGCAUUUGGUGGCGUCGAUUUCAACUUUUUGUGUUUUAAGUGCAAUUUUCGGUGGGAAAAAGUGUUUUCAUUGACGAAUUAUAAGGCGUAGACACCAAAAAAUGGACCGACGCAAAAAACGAACCUCCUCGGAGCAGUAUCAAAUGUACAUCGAGCUAAUGGAGAGCGACCCAAUUUUUGCCAGCGGACGCGUGCCGCGCGAUUAUGAUCUGAAUUAUCUGACCAAAAAGUGGAAGGAACUCUCCGACAGGCUCAACAAAUGCGGCUCGGGGCCGACGCUAACAGCGGAGGAGUGGCGCAAGCGCCUGAAUGACUGGAAGAACACGACGCGCUGCAAAUACAGACGCAGCCUGAUGUCCAGCGAGAAGGACAUCUCCAUGUCGUCGCUGGAGACGCGAGCACUCAACUUAUUCGGCAAGGUUCCCGCCGCUGGUGAGACGCUGAUGAACUUGAAAUGCGAGAAGGAUGAGCACGAGGACGACAUGGAGGAUCUGGGACAACGGACGUCGGCAUCGUUCCAAAAGGAACUGCAAGCAGCUGUUGAGGAGGCCAUCAACGAUGAAGUUGACGAGGAUGAGAUGGUCGAGGAGCAUGUCGAUCAGGAGGAUCUCACCGACGAGAAUAUGCACGAGACUGGCGGUGGCAUCGAUGGUCCCACCGUGGGCGGCACAACGGCGGUGAACACAGGCGGUGGUGGCUAUCGCACCAUUGUGGUGGACAACUCCGCCUACGUCGAGGACGAUCAGGAGCAGCAGGAGCCGCCCGGGGAGCCAGUCAAAUUCGUAUGCACUCCCAACAUACAUUCGGUCGGCUCCAGCGGCGGCACCAAACUCAUCAACGGCGAGCUGCCCGUGAAGCGAUUACGGCGGGAUCAAGUGAUCUAUGAAGUUAAAAACGCGCCCCGAUCAUAUACAACCAUCCAAACAGGUGGAGCGCUGCCCACGCUGCACAACACAAAGAUGCAUCAUGAGGGACAAGGAACGACGCUGAGUGCCGCCUUGAACGGCCUGGAUGCCCAGGAGAUAGCACACCAGCUUAAGCGUUUGGCGGACAUCAACUACGAGACGCUUCAGUUUGAGAUUGCGCGAUUUAAGUUCAACAAUCCGGGCUUUCACUAUGAGCCGCCGCCAUUAUAGUCAUUGCCCCAG
This is a messenger RNA of Drosophila innubila, 1172 nucleotides long. RefSeq lists its product as uncharacterized. The record is from RefSeq and is a predicted model, not a curated record. NCBI's taxonomy places the organism in Eukaryota, Metazoa, Arthropoda, Insecta, Diptera, Drosophilidae. The coding region runs from base 126 to 1160 and encodes 344 amino acids. The transcript has 3 exons.